Messenger RNA from Poecile atricapillus (Black-capped chickadee), 1720 nucleotides. RefSeq names its product carbonic anhydrase 2. NCBI's taxonomy places the organism in Eukaryota, Metazoa, Chordata, Aves, Passeriformes, Paridae. The record is from RefSeq and is a predicted model, not a curated record. The coding region runs from base 212 to 994 and encodes 260 amino acids. Gene Ontology annotation, molecular function: zinc ion binding; carbonate dehydratase activity. Gene Ontology annotation, cellular component: cytoplasm. The transcript is spliced from 7 exons.
GCCCGCCGCGGCUCCGCGGCCGAUCGCGGAUUAUAAGGGACCGCUCUCUCCGCCCCCAGCGAAGUCUCCCUCCGCCCUCCCCCUCACUCCCCACCCCUCCUCCGGCCGCAGAGAAGGGCAUGGAGUUGGCGGGAGCCUAUAAAAGCCCCUGAGAGCGUGCUGGGGCCACGGCGCUGUGACAUCCUCCACCGGCAGAGCAGGGCUGUGCACCAUGUCCCACCACUGGGGAUACGGCAGCCACGACGGACCAGCUCACUGGCAUGAGCACUUUCCCAUCGCCAAUGGAGAGCGCCAGUCCCCAAUUGACAUCUGCCGCAAGUCCGUCAAGUACGACUCCUCUCUGAAGCCUCUUAGCUUCAGUUAUGAUGCCAGCACCGCCAGAAACAUCGUCAACAACGGACACUCCUUCAACGUGGAGUUUGAUGAUUCUUCCGACAAGUCAGUGCUGCAAGGAGGAGCGCUGGAUGGAGUUUACAGGCUGGUGCAGUUUCACAUUCACUGGGGAUCCUGUGAUGGCCAGGGAUCUGAGCACACUGUGGAUGGUGUGAAGUAUGAGGCAGAGCUCCAUAUUGUUCACUGGAAUGUAAAAUAUGGUAAAUUUGCUGAAGCUGUGAAGCAUCCUGAUGGUUUAGCUGUGGUGGGCAUCUUCAUGAAGGUGGGAAAUGCCAAGCCUGAGAUGCAGAAGGUUGUGGAUGCUCUGAGCUCCAUUCAAACCAAGGGAAAGCAAGCUCCCUUUACAAAUUUUGACCCCACUGGACUCCUUCCUGCAUGCAGAGACUACUGGACAUACCCUGGCUCGCUGACCACUCCACCACUGCUUGAAUGUGUGAUCUGGCACGUUCUGAAGGAGCCCAUCACAGUGAGCUCUGAGCAGAUGUGCAAACUCCGUGGCCUUUGCUUCAAUGCUGAGAAUGAGCCCGUGUGCCAUAUGGUGGACAACUGGCGCCCAUGUCAGCCUUUGAAGAACAGAGAAGUCAGAGCCUCCUUCCAGUAACCUCGGUGCUGAGAGUGUUAAGAAUUGCUGUGUUUGUGAGGAGCCCCUUUUGCUAAACCCAAAUCAAACUUUGCCAUGUGUGCCCAGGCAACAUCUCGUCUCCCAGAUCCAUUCUUUCUUUUGCUCUGCAUCUGAAAUGCCAGCUAAUGAAAUGUGAAAGGCUCUUGGCCAAAUGGGAAAGGGUUCUUAAGGUGGGGGGAGGAAAGGGGUGGGUGGCUGUGUGCAUUUUGGUGACUAUUACUGCAACUGACAUUUUGGUACAAGAGUAGGUUGGCUACUUGGGAGAGGAUAUGGUGGUAGCAAAAUAAGCCAUUUUAAGAAACCUCAUCCACUGGUGUGAUAGUACACGUAACUAAUGAUAACUUGAAGCUUUGUAAGAAGCACAGGAGUACAGAAUCUAGCUAUAAUUUAGAAAAAAAAGUAUUUUGAGAAAGUUAAGCAAAAUGAAUAUUUAGAACUAGACUUCUUAGAUUUUAAGAAACUGACGUAAAUAUUUUUGAGACUGUUUUGCAUUUUUACCCAUGCUGUCAACAGCCUUAGUUAUGUCUUAAUGGUAGUGUUGGGAUUUUUAAUUAAAAAUGUUCUAAAUCAAAUGUUUUCUUUAAAAGUUGUUAUUACCAUAGAAAUAAUACAAAAUAUCUUUUCAUUGAAAUAAUAUAUGUUCUAAUUUAAAAAGGAAAAUAAUAUUGUAUUUUAGAUAACUUCUCUAAUAAAUCUAUACUUCUA